Messenger RNA from Rangifer tarandus platyrhynchus (Svalbard reindeer), 1896 nucleotides. The record is from the annotation of a GenBank genome assembly. NCBI's taxonomy places the organism in Eukaryota, Metazoa, Chordata, Mammalia, Artiodactyla, Cervidae.
AUGAAGCCUUUACCUGUCCAGGCCCAGCCUGGGACAUUCUCCACUUCCCUUCACUUCCCCUCUGGGAGCCCCUUUCACCACCCCUGCACCUUGCUUCAGGCGAUGCCCGAGAGAGAGCUGUGGCCAGCAGGGCCUGGCUUGGAACCCGCCACCCGCGUCGGCAGCUGCGACAGUAUGAUGAGCACCACCUCCGCGCGCUCUGGAUCUAGUGACAGCAGCUACGACUUCCUGUCCGCUGAAGAGAAGGAGUGUCUGCUAUUCCUGGAGGAAACCAUUGGCUCCCUGGACACCGAGGCUGACAGCGGGCUGUCCACUGGCGAGUCUGAGGAAGCCACAACUCCCCGAGGUCCCCGAGCACUUCCCCUGACCCAGCCUGCUCCCCAGGGACAUCCAGAGGAGACAACUGUCCGAGGACCGGAGCCAAAAAGAGUGACUCCAUUCAGCUCAGCUCAUCCCCCCAGGCCCCAAAGCCUGGGCCUCAGGUCUGGCUCCAACAGCCUCCCCAGAAAUAUCCACAUCGGCAGAAACCAGAACCUCAGAAAAAGCACCACCCUGACUAACAGCCAUAAUCGAGGGGGAUCCGAGGGACUUGUCUCGGGACCUGAGACAGAGAGGGUCAGCCAGAGCCCUGAGCCCAGCCAGGCACUGGCCACGCCCCCAGAGGCUGCCCUUGAGCUGGUCGGGGCGCUCAUCCCCCCACCGGAGGCUUUCCAGGACGCCCAGCCCGAGCAGCGUGGCCAAGGCAGCCUGCCCAGAGGACCAGGGGAGCUGAGCCCCAGGCCCCAGGCCCACCCAUCACUUAGCUCCCAGAGAAACAGGGAGCCGGCUCCAGAGGCCAUGUCCCAAAAAGCCAGUGAGAAAGGCUCAACCGGGGAACCUGCACUACCUCGGCCUCCUCCCCUGGUGUCCUCUCGGGAUGCAGGCGCUAGAGAUGCGGCCGUCCCUUCUGGGGGCCAUCCAAAUGGCCGGCCGGCCCCCAUCACGGCCCCUAAGCCCCGGAAGCUGCCGCCAAACAUUAUCCUGAAGAGCAGCCGCAGCAGUUUCCACAGCGACCCCCAAAACCGGCUGUCCCGCCGCUCGGAGGCUGCGCCCGGGGACCCCAGCCCCGCCUCGUCCUCCCUGCAGGAGCAGAGGAAAGCACGCAGGGAAGCGCUGGAGAAGCUGGGGCUGCCGCAGGACCAGGAGGAGCCCAGCCCCCGCUUAAGCAGGCCCUCCGUCAGGCUCAAGGAGACUGGCGCUCAGGCCGUGUCCCCGGCCCCAGCCCAGGUCCCCGGAAGGGCCCUGGCCCCUGCACCCACGCGGGGCCCUUCUCCCGGGAAAGCGCCAGCUCUGGCCCAGCCGCCCUCUCCAGAUAAGGUUCUGGCUCCCUCCCAGGAGCCCACUCAGGGGACAGCUCCAGCUGCCAAAUCCACGCCAAUUCCUGUCCCGAAGGGCCCGCGGGCACGCAGUCCCCUGACUCAGCAAAAGCCAGACUCCGGGCUGACCCUCCAGGAGAGCGGCGUCCCUGGCCUCAGACAGAUGAGCUUCAAGUCCAGCACCCUGGAGCGGUCAGGCGUCGGGCUGAGCAGCUACCUCUCAGCGGAGAAAGCGCCCAGCCCCCAAACCAGCAACUCUCUGGAAAAAGGCUCCUUGCCGGACAGGAUCUCGCCCAGCGUCUUGCGUAAUUCCCGGCCGCGCCCGGCCUCCUUGGGCACGGGGAAGGACUUCGAGGGUAUCCAGGUGGGCAAGCUGGCUGACCUGGAGCAGGAGGGGCGCCCCAAGCACCUUUCUUACCAGGGACAGAGCCGAGACAAGCUGCCCCGGGCCCCCUGUGUCAGCGUCAGGAUCUCGCCAAAGGGGGUGUCCGAUGAACACAGAAGGGAGGCUCUGAAGAAGCUGGGCCUGUUGAAGGAGUAG